Phodopus roborovskii (desert hamster) is the source of this 555-nucleotide messenger RNA. RefSeq names its product prolactin-6A1-like. Gene Ontology annotation, biological process: mammary gland development; female pregnancy; positive regulation of cell population proliferation. NCBI's taxonomy places the organism in Eukaryota, Metazoa, Chordata, Mammalia, Rodentia, Cricetidae. The transcript is spliced from 4 exons. Gene Ontology annotation, cellular component: extracellular region. Bases 1 to 555 code for a protein of 184 amino acids. Gene Ontology annotation, molecular function: hormone activity; prolactin receptor binding. The record is from RefSeq and is a predicted model, not a curated record.
AUGUUUGAUUAUGCCCUGAGCCUGUCUUAUGAAAUUGAAAACCAAACAGCUGCAAUGUUAAAUGAUUUCUUGCAGGACAUACAGUACACACCAGGGAGGUGGUACCUUGAUGGAGCCCAAAGCAGCUGCCAUACUUCCAACUUUGCUAUUCUGCUGCCUGAAGAGGAAACGGAACACAUCCAAGGUAUGUUCCUUCUUCAAGAGAUCCUCACCAUGUUGGGAGCUUGGAAAGACCCUCUGCAUCUUGUAGUAACUGAGCUGAGUGGUAUGGAAGAGGCCCCUACUGCAAUCAUAGCAAGAGCCAACAUUGUAGGGACAGCAAUGAAGGGACUUCAAGAAGGUGUUCGGAGAAUACUUGGCAAGAUUUAUCCUGGAUUCAGAGAAGUUGAAGAGUACCCCAUCUGGAAAGGACUGGCUUCUUUGCAGUCAUCUGAUGAAGACCUUCGUGUUUUUGCAUUUAAUAGCCUGUUUCAGUGCCUCAAGAGGGAUUCACGGAAGAUUGAUUCUAAUCUAAAGCUCUUGAAGUGCCGGUUUGUCUAUGACCGUGAUUGUUGA